GAUCCGUAAUGGAUGUGACGUCAGCCGAUGCCAAUAUAAUAUAAUGAUUAAGUGACGUCACGGGUUUCCACAGAAACGGGACGUGGUCCAGGGGGAGCGAGCAUGCGUGAAAUCUCGUUUUAGGGGCUUGCCGACGUUUUCUCGGGGAUAUAUAUACUUUCGUAAACAGCUGUGUAGAAAGCAAAACAAACGAUGCAUAUUCUUGUCAAUUUUUUUUUCUUUAAUGUGUCAAAGUAAGAGGGAAAUAGUGUAUGAGUUACCCACCCUUUAAAGAUAUGGGAUUCUGCGUCAUUUAUAACUAUUAUUAUCACUCGAGUGCUCAAAAGGCUGCAGUAUGAUAAUACGGACAGUAUGGUGCCUGAUUUGUAUUUUAUAUUCUUUUCUUGCUAUUGACGUUUAUUGCGGAGAGACAUAUCAUCGCACUAAAGCAGCCAGCGAAAAACACCACGACCUCUGGUGUCACAAGUGCGAUUCUUUUAUCGAUGGCAACAAGUGCGUCACUCUAUCUGGCAACCAUAGUUUCUUGCACCAUAAGUGCACUAGGGAGCAAAAAAAAUGCCAGGUGCGUAGGAUCUCCAUGUCCACCAGCACCGAAGAGGUCACAGGAAAACCGAAACUGUGGCUUCUGCAAAGGGAGUGUGUGGAAACUUGCGAGGGCGGUUGCAUCAUAAUCGGCGAACGUACCAAGUUGCACUCGUGCAUCACUUGUUGCGACGAUCACAAUUUUUGCAAUUCCGGAAGUGGGGGGACUUCCAGGGACUUUUUUGGGGGCACUUUGAUCCAGUUUUUGUGGAAACAGAUUUCUUUUUAUUUGACGUGAAGAGUCUUGAAGUUGCUAUUGUAUAAACGCUCAUUAAACAGAAAUGAAUGGACAUUAUUUUUAA
Molecule: messenger RNA, 884 nt
Organism: Anthonomus grandis grandis
Lineage: Eukaryota; Metazoa; Arthropoda; Insecta; Coleoptera; Curculionidae
Exons: 3
Coding region: 335-820 (161 amino acids)
Source: RefSeq, a predicted model, not a curated record